This is a messenger RNA of Rubroshorea leprosula, 1448 nucleotides long. Lineage: Eukaryota; Viridiplantae; Streptophyta; Magnoliopsida; Malvales; Dipterocarpaceae. The record is from the annotation of a GenBank genome assembly.
GCAGGCCUUCUGCAGCCAAGAAGUCUCUUACAGCAGGAAGUGCUGCUCCUAAUCUAGAAAGCAAAGCAGGAGACUAGAAGAAGGCAGGGAAAGCAAUGGUUUCCAAGCAAAGCAAUAUCUCAUCAUUCUUCAAGACAGUUAAUUUGGGCAGAAUGAAGUUCCUACCAUGUCAAAACUGGAGGUUGCAACCUAAUUCACGCCCACUACCAAGUGCAGAGAACCAGUUUGAGGAAAUGGCUUCUUUGGUGCAAUGCAUGAUUCCUGAGAAAAAAAUUCGUUCAUAGAAUUCCUUUUUUGAAGAUCUUCAAAGCUGAGGAGUAUAAUGCAUUAACCGAGUACUAUUGGGAGCCCAUCAUACUGGAGUCUAGUUCAAACCAUGCAACAAAUCACUGUUCAGAGACAGCUGGUGAACCUUGAUGCCAUAGCCAAAUAUGGCAAGAACUAGGAAGGUGUUAAUGUGAGGUUUGAGAGCUAUAUCAGUCUAAGAUUGAUGCUACCAUGUUUUUUGUUUUCAGCUAUGGAACCCCAGGGCUUGUUCAAGAAUACAUUGUGACAACUGCUUUUGGAUUGGCACUGGAAACUCGGCAAAUUGGUUAAAAUCCAACAUCAAUCCUCCAAUUCAGAGGGUCUUCUUCUUGACCAUGUCCCCAACACAUCUGUGCUGCAUCUUUCAGGAGCUGGGAAUGGAAGCCAGACGGUCACGAGAACUGUUUUGAUGAGACAUAUCCAAUUCAAGAAGCAUCAUACUGGGGAGCUGGAUCUGGUCUGGCCAUUAUGAAAUAGUUGAUGGUAUUUUACAGUAACUAAAGAUCAAUGUUCCGGAUUAGAACAUAAAAUGGAUCUUUGAGUACAUUGCUGAAUAUAGAAGCAUUGGGGAAGGAGGACACAGGAUUAGAGAUCGAGCAAUGAAUGUGCAACCUAUGGUAUCAUGGCAACCUCCUCUGGAGAUACCAUUAAGAUCAAUACCGAUACAGCAAUACCACAGGGGCAAGGCAAAGCCAGGUUUGGAGUUGUCCUUAGGAAGUAGGAACUGUGACAGCAAAGUUAUAGGAGCUGUGCAAAAGAACUCGUGGGUUUCAAGGAUCAGUUCUUUAAGAUGAGGUUAUGGCUCUUGAUUUCGCAUUGCGUAUGGGCAGAGUAUUUGGACACAGAAAUGUCAUCAUUGAAUCAGAUUGUCUUAAAGCCGUACGAGUAGCUGUGCCUAACGAUGAUUGUUAUCUUCCUUUUGGAGCAAUAGCGGAGGAAAUUCGAGCUAAGAAAUUCCAUUUUCUUUGUGUGUUUCCAGCAUGUAAAGCGUGAGUGUAACUUGCUAACCCAUGGGUAGGCUUUAGCUACAUUCCCUUCACCUUGGGACGGUGUUGGCUAAUAAGGAAUGUAGAAUCAAGAUAUUUGAUACAAGGUUAAACCCCCAUUUUGGUCCCUCAACUCAAUAAAUCCUUGAUUUGAUC